GGUCACAUGACUUACUCCCUCUGUCUGCUGCGGUGUCUUUAGCUGAGGCGAGCUUUUCCGCCUUUGACUCUGUCCUUUUUUGUGGAUAAAUCUAUAAACUCCUCUGUACCUAUGUAAUAACUGAUGUUAUUUCUCUAUCGGAAUAAAGCAUAAGUCUCCAGGACGUGAAUCUAUCAUGGCGACAGGAAGCCGACUCGCUGCACUGUCGUUCCUGUUCUCCCUGUUGUCUCCCGAUGAUUGUGCCUUCAGUCCUGAACAGAUUGACCCUCUGCUGUAUGAAGAGCAGCUGCUGUGGGUGAGCGGAUUCCAGGGGGAGGUGAACACCUACAGGAUCCCCCUGCUCAGCUUCACCCCAAAAGGAAGCCUGCUGGCUUUCUCAGAGGCCAGGAAGUUUUCGGAACACGACAAAGGACAAAAGUUCAUCGCAAUGCGGCGGUCCACAGACAAAGGAGCCACCUGGUCCCCAACCUCCUUCAUAAUCGAUGAUGGAGCGAUUGUAGAUGGCCUGAACCUGGGCUCCGUGGUGGUGGACGAGGAAGUUGGCUUGGUGAUUGUGAUCUACGUCCUCUGCUUCAACCACGAUCACUGCAGCCCGUCCAGCACCAUGAUGGUGGAGAGCCGGGACGACGGCCUCAGCUGGAGCAAGCCCAGGAACCUGACGGUCCAGCUCGGAGUGAAGUCCUUUUGUCCCGGGCCGGGCUUCGGCAUCCAGAAGCGCUACAACCCGGCUAAGGGGAGGUUGGUGGUGUGUGGUCAUGGGACAUUGAAGGCAAACGGAGUUUUCUGCAUCCUGAGUGAUGACCACGGACAACACUGGUACAACGGCGGCGCGCUGAAAAGCAUCCCUUACAACCAGAAUAAGAAGGCACAGGACUUCAGCCCCGACGAGUGCCAGCCGCUGGAGCUGACGGACGGCAGCAUCGUCAUCAACGUGCGGAACCAGAACAGCUUCCACUGUCGGUGUCGCAUGGUGGUCCGCAGCUAUGACGGUGGGUUGACCCUGCCCAUAGACAGUCUGUACUUUGACUACGAGCUUGUGGAUCCUGCAGUAGCAGCCGGAGCUCUGCUGAAGGACAACGUGCUCUACUUCACCAACCCCUCCAAUGAGCAGCACAGAGUAAACCUGACUUUACGCUGGUCGCUGACUGAUGGUAACUCCUGGGGGGAAAAAGCUAUGCAGAUCUGGGCGGGUCCCAGCGGCUACUCCUGCAUCACAUCACUGGACAGCGGCUCUACGGACGACGAGAAGUACAUCUUUGUCAUCUACGAGAAGGGCCACACGAACUAUGAUGAGACCAUCUCGUUCGCCAAGAUCCACCUGUUUGGUGGCCAGUAGAGCAUGUGGGAGGAAGAUUCCAGAUAUGUUGGAGCGAAAGGGAAAAGCCGGAAGCUGUCGUUUAAUUUCUCAGGAAGAAGAACAAAAAAGACAUUUUAAACUCACUUUGUGAUAUUGAGAGUGGAAAAUUGGAUGCUCAGAACAACGAAUGAACAGUUGUGUUGGGGCUGUGUCUCAAAAUACUAUUUUCUCCCCCUUUUUCUUUUUGCCUCAAUUACCACACUUGAUGAAGGCACCAAGCCACAUGUCCAUGUUCCUGUUUUUGGAUAUGUUACCAGAUGUGUGAGACGAUAUGAGCAAGCAGGGGACGUCAACACAUCAUACCAUACGAUAAUACCUCACUAGAGUAACAAAUUAUAGUCUUUCACGACGAAGAGUAAUAAUUACAUGCAGUAGUUUGAAUGCAAUAUAGAUUCAAGCACAUCUAGCAACUAUCUCUAAUUCACCUCAAAAACUGAGUCACGUAGCGUACGUUCAAAUGUUCCAUGGGUCUGUGCUUGUAAAGUAUUGCUUUUAUUAUGCAGGGAGUGUUCCAUGAAUUAAUGAUGACCAAAAUCGGUUCUGCCUUUUUAGAACCAGAAAUUGUGUAAAAAUAGUGUGGUUUGAGUAAAAUGACGAGUUAGAUGUGUGUGAUUGAAAGUGAGAAUGAAGAGGUAAGUACAUAAUGGAGCCAAAGUAUCCUCACUUGCACUUGUGCAGAAUGUAUUCUAACAUUGUGUUUGAACUCCACGCUCAUCAGAUUGGGAUGGCCCAUUUGAUUCCAGAAGCACCAUGUAAUACCAGCAUAGUACUUGGGGUACACUACAUUGUACUAUCUGUAGAAUGAUUAAAUGAACUCUUAGCAUGUUUUGGGCACAGCCAAGCUGAUAUGCAGUCAUUCAUAAUUUAGCAAUGGCAAAAACUACUCACAUUCCCACUUCUUUUCUUAAAGACAUUUUAAAAAAGUAAUUAGAACUGAGCAAAAGAAAUGGGUUUUAUAGGGGAAACUGCUUUUAACCGGUGUAGAAGAAAGAAAAGAAAAUCUGAAAUUUGCAGUUGACAAGUCUGCACUGACAUGAUACUCAUUUCACUUUACCAGUGCCUUUUCCCUGUAUGUCUUUCUGACUUUUAUUGAAAGUACUUUUCAAAAUAAAUAAUUAAAAUGAGUGCUGAUUAUUCCAAAACUUAUUUGGAUAUAUUUAUAUUCAUUAAAGUAAAUAUUGGAUUAUCGAUUGAA
Messenger RNA from Cyclopterus lumpus (lumpfish), 2552 nucleotides. RefSeq names its product neuraminidase 1 (gene neu1). Gene Ontology annotation, molecular function: exo-alpha-sialidase activity. The coding region runs from base 176 to 1336 and encodes 386 amino acids. Lineage: Eukaryota; Metazoa; Chordata; Actinopteri; Perciformes; Cyclopteridae. The transcript has 7 exons. Gene Ontology annotation, cellular component: cytoplasm; membrane; lysosome. The record is from RefSeq and is a predicted model, not a curated record. Gene Ontology annotation, biological process: ganglioside catabolic process; oligosaccharide catabolic process.